Caenorhabditis bovis is the source of this 2439-nucleotide messenger RNA. Lineage: Eukaryota; Metazoa; Nematoda; Chromadorea; Rhabditida; Rhabditidae. The record is from the annotation of a GenBank genome assembly.
AUGGAGGACAAUCGGAAACGUAACAUGGAGCGGCGACGUGAGACCUCGCGCUUCGCAGCACGUGACCGUCGAGGAAAGGAAGCUGACAUUUUUGGAGAUUUGAAAGAUGUUGUUCCGAUAGUUGAGGAAGGCACUAUAACGCAUUUAGACCGAAUUGCUCUACUACGUGUAGCAGCCACCGUAUGUCGACUAAGAAAAACCGCAGGAAACGUCCUUGAAAAUGACCUCUCUCGGGAGAAGGGGGUCGAUAUUUGGAACGAAGACACCAUCAGUGAAUGUCUGGAUGGCUUUGUCAUUAUCGCCGACAGCGAUUCGACAAUACUUUAUGUCACCGAAAGUAUUGCUAUAUACCUGGGAUUGACACAGACUGACCUAACUGGCAGAACUCUUAAGGAAUUUUUCCACCCGGAUGAUUACGAUGAACUGGUCAAAAUUGGAGCUGAACUCCAUAAACCCCGUGAUGUAGAUUGCUAUGAACAAGACGGCACUACUAUUGUAUUUCGCAUGAAGACUGUUAUAAGUCCAAGAGGAAGAUGCUUAAAUCUGAAGAGUGCACUUUAUAAACCUGUUUCAUUCCUGAUUCAUUCGAAAGUUUCAUCAGGCGGACAUGUACUUUUGAUGCAAGGCGUUACAAUUCCAGCCGGCCAAGGUUCAAUCAAUGCAAAUGCGUCGGCUCUCACCAAGGAUAGUGAUGCACCAACCGGAGCAUUCAUGACUCGUCAUACGUGUGAUAUGAGGAUUUCUUUCGUGUCGGACAGGUUCAACUACAUUUUGAAAAGCGAACACAAAUCCUUGAUGGGAUCCAGCUUCUAUGAUCUUGUUCAUCCGAGUGACAUUGCAAUUGUCUCGAAGGCAAUGAAGGAAUUAUUCAUGAAGGGGCACGUCAGAACGCCUUAUUAUCGCCUUGUGGCCGCCAAUAAUACGUUGGCUUGGGUGCAAACAGAAGCCACUACUAUUUCUCAUACUACCAAAGGACAGAAAGGGCAAUAUGUUAUCUGUGUCCAUUUUGUACUUGGUAUCCAAGGCCAAGAGGAAUCAUUGGUCAUAUGCACUGAUGCAAUGCCAGCUGGAAUGCAAGUCAACAUUAAGAAAGAGAUUGAUGACACUAGAGAUUAUAUUGGACGUCAGCCGGAGAUUAUUGACUGCGUCGAUUUUGCGCCUUUAAUUCCUAAUGAUGAUACACUUGAAGUCGAGGCGUUGCAACCGAUUUGCGAUGAAAACCAGCCUUCGUCCAACAUGGGUAUUUACUCUGUGACUGAUGAGUACGAAGAGCGGAUGUACGGCGAAGUGUUGAAUCACUAUCGGAAAAGAUCGUGUGAAUCGGCGUCAGAUCACGAAUAUGAUAAUGAUCUGCCGUCGGACACCGAAUCAAUUGAGGACGCCGGUUUAGCUCCGGAGUUCGACGUUCCCCUCAGCUCAUUUGUCCCAUUCGGCGACGAUUUUGAGAAUUCCGAACCGAAACAAAUGAAUCUAUUGGAAAAUGACAAGGAGAUCAUUGUUUCGAAGAAUGACCAAAAUGAGCUUGACGAGGAUGAGGACAGCUUCCAUGAUGUUCUUCAAUGGCUAUUUCGCGACCAGCCAGACAGCCCGCCGCCGCCAGCGCCGAGUCGGCAUCGAUCAACAGCUCGAUGCGAAACGCGUACGAGACGCAGCGAGUAUUCGUCGACGAGUCGCGAUCCCCCUUUGGCCUCGGCGCAAUUCGUGGAUUCGCCGGAUUGUCCCAGACCGACAGCGAUGCCGAUCAGCUAUUCAGCACGACGAGCGCGCAGCUCAGGAGUCAAUAAUGGAAGAUCAUCACAAUCGAACUUUUCGCCACUUGCCGAUGGACUUUCACAGUGCGGGAUCAACAGCCCCCCGAGGUGUAUUAAAUCUGCAAAAAUGCCCUACGGAGACAGUAGACCUUUGGUCGGCGGCGUCGGUUCAGUCGAUCCGCCACGACGCCUUUCCACCGUUCAAAUAUCCGAUGCUCUCGAUGUGCCGUCCGCUGACGUGGCUACAGGAGCACCCGUCGACUCCUCCAUUAUGUUCCCCGCUAUGCCUUUUACCAAUACUGACACUUCCUCAGCGGCGACGCUGAACUUAGAGCCGAUAGUAUGCGAUGAUCUACAAUGGGAGGAACCGGAUUUGUCGGGAUUGGCGCCAUAUGUCGACGCCGGCGACAUGGUGCAAAUCGAUGAGCAACUACCACCCGAGCUUCAAGCCCUCUACGACUUGCCGGAUUUCACUCCAGCUGCUCCAUCGGUUCCUGCGGCGCGACCAAACAUCCAUUACGUUUCAAGUCCACCCGCAAAACGCAUGGCACCAAAUACACCAAAUUACUUCACCGCCGAGUUUGAGCAAAAUUAUUGGCCAAAUCAAGAUAAUCAGCAACGUUGGCAACAAGAAGCUCCGCUAAAUCCCGCGUUUUCCUCCUCCUCCUCAUUUUCAACAAUUUCUUAA